AUGAAUGAUUCGAACUGCUUCCCUUUCACAAAGCUUUCCGUACAGGCUCAGUAUGAACGCGUGCAGCGUGAAUUCUCCCUGUUGCUGCGUCAGGAGGACCCACGAAGUAUUAGUUUUGCCACAUCGCUGAAAAAUAGGCAUAAAAACCGUUACUUGGACAUCUUGGCCAAUGAGGCAACUCUUUACCCCCAGGUCACGGAUGCGCCUGGGGCGUCGACUCCAUACUACAUCAACGGCAACCUCAUUGACCUUGACCUGCCCCACAAAUUUGUGGCCUGUCAAGCGCCGGUGGUGCAGGGGAUACCUGAUUUCUUGGCGAUGCUUUACGAAAAGAAAAUAAGUCUUGUCAUCAUGGUCACAAAACUGGAGGAGGGAGGGUUUGUAAAGGCGGAUCGCUACUGGCCCGAAGAGAGGGGGUCAGGAUCCAUUGCCGUCUCGGGCAACUGUGGACUCACGAUUUCCGAGGACCCAGGAAAGGCGUACGAAGUGGAGGAUGAAUUGAAAAUUACACGACGUUACUUGAUUCUUCAGCGAGCGGAUGAACCACCUCAUAAGUUUACUCAGGUGCAGUACACCGGCUGGCCGGAUCACGGGAUACCACAAUCUGCCACAUCCCUUGAAGCGCUCCUUACCAAUGUGAAGAAUUCUCCUACGACCGUUCCAGUGGUUGUCCAUUGUAGUGCUGGUAUUGGCCGAACAGGGACACUGAUUGGCGCCUAUGCCGCAUUAACUCAUCUCGAACGCGGGACCCUGACCGACACGACGGUUUACGACGUUGUGUCAGCCAUGCGGCGACAGCGUUUUGGAAUGGUGCAACGGAUGGAGCAGUACUUUGUCAUUUACCUGACGUUGAUGUGUCGACUUGGCGUCGAUAUCAAGGCACUUGUCGGUCUGUUGAAUAGCAGGACUACAGCUGCUGCAUCGACAGCAGCAGCAGGGGGAGGAGGAGAAGGGAGAAAAAGAAGUUCACAGAGAUAA
Trypanosoma cruzi is the source of this 978-nucleotide messenger RNA. RefSeq names its product tyrosine specific protein phosphatase, putative. Lineage: Eukaryota; Euglenozoa; Kinetoplastea; Trypanosomatida; Trypanosomatidae. The record is from RefSeq and is a predicted model, not a curated record. Gene Ontology annotation, molecular function: protein tyrosine phosphatase activity. Gene Ontology annotation, biological process: protein dephosphorylation. The transcript has a single exon. The coding region runs from base 1 to 978 and encodes 325 amino acids.